AUGCCAGGAAGCCUUCCGAAAGCCCUACGUGCUAUAAUUGCCAUAUUUAUCCUUCUUGUUGUAAUCCAGUCCCUGCUCAUUUUGACAGAUGGGCCUACGGUGGCAUAUCUCCCACGUCACCAGGGUGUUCAAGCAGACGUUGACGCAGUGGACUGGUCGCGUUUUGCCUACACGCAAUACGUCACCAACACAGCUUAUCUCUGCAAUUCAGUCAUGUUGUUUGAAACCCUACAUCGCUUGAACAGCAAGCCUGACCGAGUUAUGAUGUACCCAUUGGAAUUUUCGCUAGACGAAAACGAUGCUGAACCGGUGGGUCGACUACUGCGGAAGGCGCGAGAUGAAUACAACGUUCAACUGGUACCUAUUCAGGUGCAGAGUCGCAUCAGUGGAGAUGCAACAUGGGCGGAGAGUUUUACUAAACUCCUCGCCUUCAAUCAGACUCAAUAUGAUCGAGUUCUAAAUUUAGACUCGGAUUCUACUAUACUGCAGAACCUGGACGAAUUGUUCUUCAUGCCCCCUUGCCCGGCAGGAUUACCGCGAGCCUACUGGCUUAACCCUGAUGAACGUGUGCAAAGCACCGGCUUAUUACUGAUUCAACCUUCUCGUUUUGAAUUCCGCCGCAUAAUGGCGGCUAUUAACAAUGCUAGUGGUUCCGAAUAUGACAUGGAAAUUGUGAACACUCUGUACAAGGACAGCGCACUCAUCAUCCCGCAUCGUCCAUAUAUGAUCCUGACAGGGGAGUUCCGUGGUGAAAUUCACACCAAGUACUUGGGCAAUAACCAAGAAGUCUGGAAUCCAGAUGAAGUGCUCCGUGAAGCUAAAUUCUUACAUUUUUCUGACUGGCCCGUCCCCAAGCCCUGGAUCAAAGCCUCUCAAGAAGUCAUAGAUCAAGAACGGCCUCGCUGUCGGUUCAAUGCGACAAGUGGACGUAAAGACGACUGUCGCGAUCGUGAUUAUUGGUUGGGCUUCUAUGCCGAUUUUUCUAGACGACGAGCAGACGUCUGUGGCGGAGAUAUUUAA
Messenger RNA from Penicillium canescens, 1020 nucleotides. RefSeq lists its product as uncharacterized. NCBI's taxonomy places the organism in Eukaryota, Fungi, Ascomycota, Eurotiomycetes, Eurotiales, Aspergillaceae. Bases 1 to 1020 code for a protein of 339 amino acids. The transcript has 5 exons. Gene Ontology annotation, molecular function: glycosyltransferase activity. The record is from RefSeq and is a predicted model, not a curated record.